AUGUCUAGUGUAGUAGAUACUCUUGUGGAAAUGGGAUUCAGUAAACAGAAAGCUGAAAUAGCAGUGGCCAAAACAGCCAGCCAAGAUUUACAGGUCGUUAUGGAUUGGAUUAUAUCGCAUGAAGACGAACUAGAAAGUCUAACAUCUAGUAUAUCAGAUUCAGUACCAGUCUCGGCACCAGUAGAAGUAGAACAGCCAGCUAAUGUGAGCACUUCUGAAAACAAUGUUGAAAUGGCCCCUGUGGAAGGUUCUGAGGAACCUUCACCCAUAGCCAAAUCAAUAAGGUGUGAUGAUUGUCAGAAAUUAUUCAAGUCCAAUGAGGAGGUUGAGUUCCAUGCUGCUAAGUCUGGUCAAAGUAACUUUUCCGAGUCCACCGAGGAAAAGAAACCGCUCACCGAUGCCGAGAAGAAAGAGCAAUUGGCGAAAAUCGAGGCGAAGCUGCGGCAACGUCGCUUGGAGCGCGAGGCCAGAGAAAAGGAGGAACCCCUUUUGAGGGAGAAGAACCGCAUCAAUAACUUUUCCGAGUCCACCGAGGAAAAGAAACCGCUCACCGAUGCCGAGAAGAAGGAGCAGCUGGCGAAAAUCGAGGCGAAGCUGCGGCAACGUCGCUUGGAGCGCGAGGCCAGAGAAAAGGAGGAAGCCCUCUUGAGGGAGAAGAACCGCAUCAAGUCCGGCAAAGAGAUGCUGGAGGCGAAGAAGAGGCACGAAGAGUUGGAGAUGAAGAAGAUCAUCGAGCAGAGGAAGAGGGAGAAGGAGGAGGAGAGGUUGGCCAAGCAAAGGGUCAGGGACCAGAUAGAACAGGACAAGCUGGCGAGAAAAGCGAAAUUUAGCGGCGCCGCCUCUGAACCCCCAGUUGCCCCGCCCGUCACCACGCCUGCCGCCACGCCCAGACCCGCCGUCAACUACACCGAGAUACGGCUGCAAAUCAAGCUGCCCGACGGCUCCGGACUCACGCAAACUUUCGGGGCCAAAGAGCCGCUUUCCUCGGUGCGAUUGUUCGUCGAGAUGAGUCAGAAAGUGAACGAAACGUCGUUCAGCUUGAUGCGAUCCUAUCCGAGGAAGAUUUGGCACCUGCUGCUGUGCUCUUUGUGA
Phaedon cochleariae (mustard beetle) is the source of this 1092-nucleotide messenger RNA. Lineage: Eukaryota; Metazoa; Arthropoda; Insecta; Coleoptera; Chrysomelidae. The record is from the annotation of a GenBank genome assembly.